GAAGCGGUGCACGUGAAGGACGCCGGGGACACAAAGGUGGAGAUGUCUCGCCCAGACUCUCGCUAUUCCUUUGAUGUCCCAAACGCUUGCCUCAACUUCGAAGCGCUGGGUGAUGAUGAUGUGCACAAUGCAGAUGCCUGGUUUGAUCAACAAGCCAACCUAGAAAAUCUCCCUCCUGGAGAAAAUCUGACGAAAGUCUUUCAAAAUAGCCCUGCUUUUUCAAAGCUUGGUAGUCCACUACUUCCUCUCACAUCACAAAGAAUAACAGGUGAAAGCCAUGAUGUGGAGGACAAUGAAAUGGAACAUACACAGGUCAAUGUGGUUCCACAGAAUAUUGUUGGAUCUCUGACAAGCUGGAGAGCUGCUGCUGCUCCUGCAGAGGUGCCUCAAAGAGCGGGUAGAAGACAGGCUACAAAGCAGAAGAAAACACAGCAACGCAAACACCUGGCUAAAAUCAAAGUGGAGAGAAAUGCUGUUGCCUUGGAUAAUAAUGAGGAGGUUCCACCAAUUAAAAAAAUGAAAAUUUCUAGCAGCAGAGAGAAAGUGAUGGAGGCAGCUGCAAAGACAGAGCCCUUGCAGAAUCCUGACCACUCUCCAGGACAAGGGAAGAGCAAACUGACCGUGCCCAUGACGCCGACAAUGUUGAAGAGGACCAAGCUGAAAAGUACAGAGGAGCAGGAGCUGGAAAAGAUGCAGCAAUUGCAGCGAGAGGUUAUGGAGCUACGGAAGAGGAAUGAGGAGUCUCUGAAAGCAGCUAUUGCUGGUGCAGGGCAACCUGUGAAGAGAACUGUUGCUCAAGUAACAAAGCCAGUUGACUUCCACUUCUCCACGGACGAGAGGAUUAAACAACAUGUGGAAAGCCAGCAUGGGAACGAAUACAAGGAAGUGGAUUUUGCAGCAAUACUGAGGAAGCAUCCUCCUUCUCCGGUUCGAGUGCCAAAGGGGCCCACUGUCCCCAAGCCGUUCAAUCUCUCCCAGGGAAACAAAAGAAAAAUUGAAGAAACUACGUCCGAAUACGUGUCCCUUGCUCAGCAGGUGCAAGCAUUCCAAAAACGCACACCCCCUCGUUACCAUUUGAGGAGCAGAAAGUCUGAUGAAGGCCCAGCUCCAGGAAAGCAGCCGAAGACUCGGCUUACACACCCUAAAACACCCGUGCUGCAAACAAAGCAUCGCUUCAGGCCUGCCACUUGCAAAAGUUCAGCAGAGUUGGAAGCAGAGGAAUUGGAGAAAAUGCAGCAGUACAAAUUCAGAGCAAGGGAGCUGGAUCCCAAAAUUUUAGAGGGUGGACCAAUCCUACCCAAGAAACCCACUGUGAAGGAACUUACACAGCCUGUUGGCUUUGACCUAGAAAUAGAAAAGAGGAUUCAAGAGCGUGAGAGUAAGAAGCAGCAAGAGGAAGAGCAUUUUGAGUUUCAUUCCAGGCCGUGUCCAACUAAAAUCUUGGAGGAUGUGGUGGGUGUUCCAGAGAAGAAAGCACUUCCUAUUACAGUCCCCAGAUCUCCAGCCUUCACUUUGAAAAGCAGAACACGAAUGACUAGCAGAGAUGAGGAAAAGGAAAAGGAGGUGGCUCCUGUGAUCAAAGCUAACCCUAUGCCACAUUAUGGAGUGCCCUUCAAACCUAAAAUGCCAGAGCAGCGGCAUGUGGAAGUUUGCCCCUUCUCUUUUGAUUCUCGUGACAGAGAGAGGCUAAUACAGAAGGAGAAAAAAAUAGAAGAAUUGCAAAAGGAAGAGGUGCCAAAAUUUAAGGCACAGCCUCUGCCUUACUUUGACUGUGUCAAGCUGCCAGAAAAAAAGGUCAAAAACCCAACUCAGCCUGAGCCCUUCAAUCUGCAGAUUGAUGAACGGGGAGCUACCAAGCUGCAGAACUGGAAACAGCAGCUUGAAGAAAACCUGAAAAGACAGAAAGAGGCAGCGUGUUUUAAAGCUCGUCCCAACACCGUGGUGUACCAGGAGCCGUUUGUGCCCAAAAAGGAGCAUAAGCCGCUAUCAGAGAGCCUUUCUGGUUCUGCAGUUCCUGAAGGCUUUGAGCUGGCAACAGAAAAAAGGGCUAAAGAGCGGCAAGAAUUUGAGAAACGAUUGGCAGACCUGGAAGCUAAAAGGGGGAAGCUUCAAGAAGAGGUCAGGCAGCGAAACGAGGAGCGGGAAAAGGAAGAAGUUGCUAAACUAAGACAAGAAUUGGUUCACAAGGCAAACCCAAUCCGCAAAUAUCGCAAUGUAGAAGUGAAACCCAGUGAGCAGCCGCUGACUAUGCCGAAGUCUCCCAAUUUUUCAGACAGAUUCCGGUGCUGAUGUGCAUCGAUGUGGUGGCGGGAGAGGGAGCCUAUCUCUCUCUGCCCUCUUUGUGGGCAGAGGGAGCAGUCGUUUUUACAUGACC
Tinamus guttatus (white-throated tinamou) is the source of this 2374-nucleotide messenger RNA. NCBI's taxonomy places the organism in Eukaryota, Metazoa, Chordata, Aves, Tinamiformes, Tinamidae. The record is from RefSeq and is a predicted model, not a curated record.